This is a messenger RNA of Schizosaccharomyces japonicus yFS275, 1935 nucleotides long. RefSeq names its product EMP70 family protein. The record is from RefSeq and is a predicted model, not a curated record. Lineage: Eukaryota; Fungi; Ascomycota; Schizosaccharomycetes; Schizosaccharomycetales; Schizosaccharomycetaceae. The transcript is spliced from 4 exons. Gene Ontology annotation, cellular component: membrane; cytoplasm. Bases 208 to 1935 code for a protein of 575 amino acids.
GUCAUCCUACCGGCGCGAUUUGUUCCGUUAAGUUUUGAAUGUCCGGACUUGAAUUGUCUAAAACGAAGCAGUUGAUUAUUGUUUCCGCAUUUUUUUGUUUGACAGACUGCUGGACAGUGUUCAAAAACGACUGUAACGACAUUCUCGUCUUCGAUACUGUUUUCUCUGUAUUACCAGGCUUGCUGGUUUUGGCUGUACUCUCGAAGCAUGCAGCCGCGGGAGAGCAUGAAAUACGUUCUGUUCCCGUUCAAUUGGUUUAUAUUUUGGAUCCUAUCAGGACACCUUUGCUAUGCUGCAGGUCUUUUCAAGUUUGGACCGAAGAAUUAUGCAGCUGGAGACAAUGUAGAUACCACCGUCAAUACUGUUUCGCCAUAUAUUGGCACCGAAGACGGUAGCUCUGAUAUCAUCAAUUAUGAGUACUACUACGAGAAGCUCCACUUUUGUCGCCCGGAACGUAUUGUUCAUCAAUCAGAGAGCUUAGGAAGCAUUAUCUUUGGCGACCGUAUAUUUAAUUCUCCUUUUGAGAUAAACAUGCUCCAGAACAAGUCAUGUACGGUGCUCUGCGGCAGAACUAUUCCAAACGAUGACGCAAAAUUAAUUCAAGAGCUUAUUCAGAAACGGUAUGUAAUCAAUUGGAACAUUGACAACCUUCCCGUUGCUACCAAGCAAAUUCGUGAGAAUCAACAAAAGUCAAAUCUUGUGAUCGGCUCUCCUAUUGGCACAAUGGUGAAUGAUCAACCUGCUCUUUACAAUCAUCUUCACAUUGUAGUUGAGUACCAUUCUGUUACUCCUGACUUGCACCGUGUUGUCGGUGCUUAUGUUUAUCCGGCCUCGCGCAAAUCCAACUACGUUGACGGUCAACCAGCAUGUGCUGAUGCCUCGGAAACGGAACCAGAGUUCUUUUCGGUGCUUGGGGACACUAAUGUGGUAUCUACUUAUUCGGUGACCUGGAAGUACUCAGACACACCUUGGGCUACUCGCUGGGACAAGUACAUGCAAGUUGAGGAUGUGGAGAUCCAUUGGAUUUUCCUGACUCUCUCCGCAACGAUAGCUUUGACCCUUGUCAUCACUGUAUUUGUCGUCUUGUUCCGUGUACUGAACCGCGAUAUCACUACGUAUAACAAUGCUUUGCUGGAUCAAGAGUAUGUGGAAGAGGACUCUGGUUGGAAACUUAUUUAUGCCGACGUUUUUCGUCCACCCAAACGCGUUCUCCUAUUCUCCGUCGUAUUGGGCACCGGUGCUCAACUCUUCUUCAUGUCGUCUGCGAUAAUCCUAUUAGCAAUCCUUGGCCUUUCUUCUCCUUCCCGUCGUGGUAGUCUGUCCACGGCCAUUGUAAUACUCUUUAUUCUGUCGGGCUUUGUAUCGGGCUACGUUUCAGCACGCGCGUAUAAAAUUAUGCGUGGAACAUUGCUGAAGAGAAACAUUGUACUGACCCCCUUCGUUGUUCCCGGUGUGUUCUUCUGUGCUUGCUGCUCUCUGAAUGUUAUCUUUUGGUUCAAAAACUCAUCCUCAACAAUUCCGCUUAAAUCUUUAGUAACGCUCGUUCUUUUAUAUCUAAUUUUCACUGUUCCGCUCAGCUUUUUUGGAUCUAUUGUUGGGUUCCGUUCACGCGAAUUCGUUGCUCCUGUCCGUACAAACCAAAUUCCUCGUCAAAUUCCCGACCAGAGUAUCUGGCUUCGCACUCUGCCUUCUGUCCUUAUAGGCGGAGCCAUUCCAGCAGCAACAAUCUUCGUAGAGCUCUAUUCUGUUAUGGACAGUCUCUGGUUUCAUCCGUUAUAUUUCAUGUUCGGCUUUUUAUUCUUAUGCUUUGGCAUUAUGAUUGCAACUUGCUCUAUGGUUUCCAUUCUUAGUUGUUACUUUCAGCUCUGUUCUGAGAACUACCACUGGUGGUGGAGAUCAUUCUUUACAAGUGCAUUAUUAUUUCUUUGCUUAUAA